CAAACACCCAAACAAACACAAAAAAAAAAAAAAAAAAUAUCCGAACCAAACUCACAAAAACCGUCUGUUCCUCUUCCCCGCCUUUCUUAGUGUGUGAGUGUGUGUGAAUCUCUUCCCCCCCUCUGGGUUUUGUUUCUAUGCAUAUGAUAUCCGUAUCUUCAACAAUUAUAUGCAUUCCUGCAUAUUCAUCCACUCUUUUCCCCUUCCCCUUUACUUUGACUGAUCAUUUCCCAUUCUCCGAUUCCCUUUGUCCUUUCCUAAAUCCCCCUCCCCCUCACAAACAGUCUUAAUUCGAUUUUUUUUCUUAAAAAAAAAGUUUUGAGAAAAAUGGAUUGUACUUCUCAGACGACGGCGUUUGAUUACGUGAAAUACGAAAAGGCUAAGGCCAUGGCUCGGUACAACCGGUUUCGGAAGAUCUCCAAGUUCUUGCAGUUUCUGGAAAUUCUGGUUGCUCUCGCCUUGAUUUCCUGGUCUUCCACUUUCCUUCCCGGAGUUUUUAAACUCUUCGGCGAGUUUUUCCUUGAAGCGGUUCGUUACGUUUGUAAUCCCCACGUCGUUUUCCUCAUCGGCAACGUGAUCGUCGCCGUUCUGUUUUUUCUCCGGCGAGACAACGACGCCACGGGAAAUGACGGCUCCCACGGCGAUCUCUACGACGAUUAUGUCCGGCACAGCGGCGACCGGACCAAAGUGUAUGUGCCUGACGAAAUUAAGAGUCCGCUGCUGCCGCUGCCGACGCCGCCGGAGAUUGACGGGUUGACUGCUUCCCCUGCUUCCGCCGCCGAGGAAUUCAAUGCGGAAGAGGAGAAACAAAUCGUGUGCGUUCACUCGGAGGCGAAAUGCGACGACGCGAUGUCGGCGGCGAUCGAGACGGCGACGAAGCAGAUUGAGAAGUUCCAGAGAACACAGUCGGUGAAGCUGAGGAGGGAGAUGGCGCCGAAGACACGGCCGGCGGAGUUAAGGCGGUCGGAGACGGUGAAAGUCGGAGGAAGGCGGGCGGAGAGGAGGAUGGGGAUGACGACGACGACGACGACAUCGUUGGACAGGGUGGAUAAAUUGAGUGACGAAGAGUUCAACAGGACAAUCGAAGCCUAUAUUAAGAAUCAUCAGAAAUCACUCAUGGAGCAGAAACUGGCUGAAACCAAAGAAGAGUUUCAUAAAUUGGAGAUAAGGAGGAACAAUAAUUACAUUUGUGCUCGUUAAUUUCGUAGUUUUUACUGCGGUGUUUUAGCCCUUUUGCAAUUUUUAACCUGGACUAGUAAAAAGAUGGAUGAACAUUUUCGGUUGGAUUUCCCACUGUUCUCUGUUUUUUUUUUUUUUUUAUCUUUUGCAUGAAUCAAAAACGUUUGUUAGUGGUCAUGGUAAUAGAUUCCGUAUGAUGUACAGCCAUGGAAUUUGUACUAAGAUUAGCUUUGUCUGGUUCUCUAUUUUCUCAAGAAUUAGCAAACAAUAAUAUUACAUCCUUUACUUAAUUCGCAAUUUUGUAUGUGUUUUUCAGUUUCUUCACUCUGUUUUUAACGUUGGACUAAAUGAUGAUGAGGUUAUCAUUGAAGGUGUAUAGUUUUAGUUAUUGGUUGAUUGAACUAUUGAAGUGAUAAGCAUUAAUUGAUAUCAAAUUGGGCGAAAUCUGGUUUGAGAACGAAGGCGACUUAAUUUGGGGGAUAAUUAUCCGGCAGAAUUUGUAUUUAUG
Messenger RNA from Oldenlandia corymbosa var. corymbosa, 1687 nucleotides. Lineage: Eukaryota; Viridiplantae; Streptophyta; Magnoliopsida; Gentianales; Rubiaceae. The record is from the annotation of a GenBank genome assembly.